AAUAAGAACUAUAGUUUUCUGAAUAAAUACCGAAAAGUUUCGACCGGUUUUAUAAUUCAGGUUAUUUUAAAAAAACCUUUAACCUAUAUUUUUUUCUAUAGGGUUUUAUAAUAUCGCCGCAGGUGAGCGUUUUCAAACUUCAUCUCCAUUGAGACACUGUUGCAAAGCAAUGACCCCCAAACUGAUCCGGAUAGGUCAAAAUGGGGUCCUUUCUCAUAGACCAAUAGUCUGUUACUGGGAGUUUUUAAGUCGAUUUGACUCUAGGACGUAUAUAUACCAUUCAACCAAACAUAUUCCGUCUGACUACAACUUGAUUUGGAAAAAUCAGUUGCAGGAGCGAUGUUGCUAAAGGUAGGACUGUUUGUUCUACUGUCAUUAGCUGCCAUAAAAGCAGAACAAGAUGCCGAGAAAAGCGAAGAAUUGAUAGUCUCUGAAGGAUAUCGAUCGUAUUCUUAUUAUCCUAGAGGCGACAGAGAUCCAAGAAAAUUCUUCGAAGACGUUUUCGAUGAUCCCGAUCGUUACCACGGAUUCGGUCAUUCGAGAUGGGGUCGUUCGAGAUGGAACAGACAUCCUUCUUACCAUUCUAGAUCAUAUGGUGGCUACAGAAGACCUUAUAACGACUGGGGAGAUAGGGAUUACUACAGACCACAUUAUUCCUCCCACAGAGAUCAUUAUCGACAUCGCGACUGGGCUCCACCACCACCUUCGCCCUUCAGAAGACAUUACCGUUAUCGUGAUAGCCCGGGUGACAGAUGGGGUCACAGAGGAUAUCGUCCUCAUUGGCAUCGAGGUUACGACAGACCCACUUACAACGAAAGAAAAACUUCGGCUCACGGAGAAUCUAAAGGAUUUGGCUUAGAAAAAGUGGUUGACGGUGGAGAUUCUUUUGGUCACACCAAAGAAGUGGGAUGGGUGAAGACAUUCGACACUUCUUCAAGCGGAAAGAAAAUAUCAGGAAAGUGGGUAGACGAUCUAAAACACAGUUUCGAUGAUAUUUUUAAAGAAAUUUGAAUAACUCUUUUAAGUGCCACGCUUCUAUAAACAUAUAAAUUGACGUUUAAUUGAUUCCAAACUCAUACACAUCUAGCAUUAUUCACGCUUGGUAGGAACACAUCAGGAAUAAAUUUAAUUUAAUUUAUUGAUCUCUUUGUUAUAUUUAUACAAAAAAUUAAAAAAAACAAAUUAAUUUAUUUAUAUGUUAAAAUCUGCAUCGCAUGAACCAAGAAGAAAUGUACUUUUUGUAUAAAUAAGAGGAAGAA
This is a messenger RNA of Centruroides sculpturatus (bark scorpion), 1259 nucleotides long. RefSeq lists its product as uncharacterized. The record is from RefSeq and is a predicted model, not a curated record. The transcript is spliced from 2 exons. Bases 340 to 1011 code for a protein of 223 amino acids. NCBI's taxonomy places the organism in Eukaryota, Metazoa, Arthropoda, Arachnida, Scorpiones, Buthidae.